Messenger RNA from Cynara cardunculus var. scolymus (artichoke), 1352 nucleotides. RefSeq names its product WAT1-related protein At4g08300-like. Gene Ontology annotation, cellular component: plasma membrane. The transcript has 7 exons. NCBI's taxonomy places the organism in Eukaryota, Viridiplantae, Streptophyta, Magnoliopsida, Asterales, Asteraceae. Bases 172 to 1284 code for a protein of 370 amino acids. The record is from RefSeq and is a predicted model, not a curated record. Gene Ontology annotation, molecular function: transmembrane transporter activity.
UGGAAAUGGUAACGGAACAAGAACCAAAUAUUGGCACCUUUUGCAGCUUAGAAUACGAACCAACACACAGAAUUUGAUGCUAACUUUAAAGAAUAAGAACCCAUCAUCAACUUUAUUUGCACAUAAUCUAUAAAAGAACCGAGGUCGUUUUCAGAGAUUCAAACGGUGGCAAUGGAGCCAGUCGCGAGUCGUUAUUGGCGGUUCAAGCCGCACCUUUUAAUGGUUCUAACUCAAGUUGGCUUCACAUUUCUCUACUUCAUAACAGAAGCCUCAUUCAAGCAUGGGAUGAAUCCUCAUAUCUACGUAACUUAUCGGCAUGUUGUUGGUGGUUUUGUCAUGCUUCCUUUCGCCUAUUUUCUCGAAAGAGGUAAGAGGCCAAAAAUGACGGUGGUUUUAUUCCUAGAGAUUUCCGUUCUCUCUCUUUUAGGGGUGGCAUUGACUCUAAAUAUGUACUUUGCAAGUCUGAGAUGCACCUCACCGACUUUCAUUGCAUCAAUGAUUAACACCAUUGCUUGCCUCACUUUUGUUAUUGCAGUUAUACUCAGAUUGGAAAUCAUUGAUCUCCGAAACCCUCGAGGGCUGGCAAAAGUAGUCGGUACCCUAGUUUCAUUGGCUGGUGUAAUAAUUAUGACUCUGUACAAGGGACCUGCAAUGACAAGUUUAGGGCAUGCUGCUAUCCAUUUUACACAGACCACGGUAAUCCAAGAAAAUUGGUUCAAGGGUUCAGUUCUUACGGUCUCAAGCUGCCUAACAUGGUCUAUAUGGUACAUAAUGCAGGCAUAUACACUGAAAAGAUAUCCAGCACAGCUUUCACUUACCACAUGGAUGAACUUCCUUGGAGCAGCACAAUCGGCUGUUUUCACAGCAGUUAUCGAGCACAGGAGAGCAGCUUGGAGUAUUGGCUUCAACAUUGAUUUAUGGUCAACAAUCUAUGGAGGAGUAGUGGUCUCUGGUUUAAUAGUAUACAUUCAACUCUGGUGCACCAAAGAAAAAGGGCCAGUUUUUGUAACAAUGUUCAAUCCCCUCUCCACAAUAUUAGUGGCGGUUUUGGCAUACUUUGUACUUGACGAAAAGCUUUACACAGGAAGUGUACUUGGGGGAGUGAUUGUGAUUGUGGGUUUAUACUUGCUACUAUGGGGAAAGGAAGGUAACAAAGAAGCACGAGUGAAGAAAACUGAACUCCAUUAUGUGACCUAUGAAGUAGACGAAGAGGACCCGAAACCACAGACAUUUGGCAGAACUGAAAAGAAUUCAUCUGAUUUAGAAACAAUUACUCGAAGCUAAACAAGAAGAAUAGGUACACAAGUGACGGAAAUACUGAAAUAAACAGAAGACUGAUAUCAUUAGAAGAU